CAACCCGCUCCGGCCGGAAACCGGCGUUUGUUUCCGGCCGGACGGCCGAAAACCACCGAUCCUGAACCAGCCGCCGGAGUCAGAGUGGCGACCGAGUGUGGAGCAGGCAAAAAGCCACUGGGGGAGGCCAGUCCGGAUCAGUCCCGUCUGGCUCCAGCUCCUGAUCCUGUGCGGAGCAACAACCGCGGUCGCAUUCUCCGCCGCCGCCUCCGACUCCAUCGUCGUCGGGGGAGGGGCCGGCCGGACCCCGGGGUCACAGCCGUGGAAUGAGGAGAGGCAGCCGGGCCCCGCGCUCCGCCCCGGCCUAGGGCCUUGCCCCGGGAGUCGCGAGGGUGGAGGCCUGAAUUUUGAUCUGUGUCCUCCCUACAUUAGCUGCCUGAAAGUACUUAAUGAUCACAUGACCCUGGACAUGGAUGCUGUCCUAUCGGAUUUUGUCCGUUCCACAGGAGCAGAGCCAGGGUUGGCCCGAGAUCUCCUGGAAGGAAAGAAUUGGGAUGUGAGCGCCGCCCUCAGUGAUUUUGAACAGCUACGUCAGGUCCAUGCUGGGAACCUAGCCCCACCCUUUGGUGAAGGGAGUGGUGGCUCCAGGACCCCUGACAAAGGGCUUUCUGAUAGAGAGUCUGCUCGUCCUCCCCGCCCCACCCUACAGCGGCAGGAUGACAUCGUUCAAGAAAAGCGCCUGUCUAGGGGCAUCUCCCACGCCAGCUCCAGCAUUGUUUCCCUGGCCCGGUCCCAUGUCUCCUCCAAUGGUGGGGGUGGGGGGAGCAGUGAGCACCCCCUGGAAAUGCCCAUCUGUGCCUUCCAGCUUCCAGAUCUCACUGUGUACAAUGAAGACUUUCGCAGCUUCAUAGAGAGAGACCUCAUUGAGCAGUCCAUGCUGGUUGCCUUGGAACAGGCAGGGCGUUUGAACUGGUGGGUGAGUGUAGACCCCACCUGUCAGAGGCUCCUUCCUUUGGCAACUACUGGAGAUGGAAAUUGCCUCCUGCACGCAGCCUCUCUUGGGAUGUGGGGUUUCCAUGAUAGGGACUUGAUGCUGAGGAAAGCUUUGUAUGCACUGAUGGAGAAGGGAGCUGAGAAGGAAGCAUUAAAACGACGCUGGAGGUGGCAGCAAACUCAGCAGAAUAAAGAGUCAGGACUGGUGUACACAGAGGAUGAAUGGCAAAAGGAAUGGAAUGAGCUGAUCAAGCUUGCCUCAAGUGAACCCCGCAUGCAUCUAGGUACCAAUGGAGCCAACUGUGGUGGGGUGGAGAGUUCAGAAGAGCCUGUGUAUGAGAGCCUGGAAGAAUUCCACGUCUUCGUCCUUGCCCACGUGCUUAGGAGGCCCAUAGUCGUGGUGGCGGACACCAUGCUGAGGGACUCUGGUGGGGAAGCGUUCGCCCCUAUUCCCUUUGGGGGAAUCUAUCUGCCCUUGGAGGUUCCAGCCAGCCAGUGUCACCGCUCCCCUCUGGUGCUCGCCUAUGAUCAGGCCCACUUUUCUGCACUCGUGUCCAUGGAGCAGAAGGAGAAUGGCAAGGAACAAGCUGUGAUCCCACUUACAGAUUCAGAGCAUAAGCUGCUGCCCUUGCACUUUGCCGUGGACCCUGGAAAGGGCUGGGAGUGGGGCAAAGAUGACAAUGACAAUGUCCGACUGGCCAGUGUAAUCCUGUCCCUGGAGGUCAAAUUGCAUCUGCUGCAUGGCUACAUGAAUGUGAAGUGGAUCCCAGUGUCCUCUGAUGCGCAGGCUCCCCUGGCCCAGCCUGAGUCCCCCACAGCCUCAGCUGGAGAUGAGCCCCGGUCUACCCCCGAGUCUGGGGAAUCAGACAAAGAGUCAGUUGGCAGCAGUUCUGCCAGCAAUGAGGGCAGCAAGCGGAAAGAGAAGUCAAAGCGAGAUCGGGACAAGGACAAGAAGAGAGCAGAUUCUGUGGCUAAUAAACUGGGCAGUUUUGGCAAAACCUUGGGUAGCAAACUCAAGAAGAACAUGGGAGGCCUGAUGCACAGCAAGGGCUCUAAGCCUGGAGGGACAGGAACGGGGUCAGGGGGAAGCAGCGGCACUGAGACACUGGAGAAGAAGAAGAAAAACUCAUUGAAGAGCUGGAAGGGUGGCAAGGAGGAGGCAGCUGGGGACGGGCCUGUAUCUGAGAAGCCCACAUCUGAGUCCGCUGGUAAUGGAGGGAGCAAGUAUAGCCAGGAGGUGAUGCACAGCCUGAGCAUUAUGCGGAUUGCAAUGCAAGGGGAGGGGAAGUUUAUUUUUGUUGGAACUCUGAAGAUGGGUCACCGUCACCAAUAUCAGGAGGAGAUGAUCCAGCGCUACCUUUCUGAUGCCGAGGAGAGAUUCCUGGCAGAGCAGAAGCAGAAGGAGGCAGAGAGGAAGAUCAUGAAUGGAGGGGUAGGGAGUGGGCCUCCUCCAGCCAAGAAGCCAGAGCCAGAUGGCGGGGAGGAGCUGCUGACUGCCCCUCCAGCAGAAUCCAAGGCAAUGGCAUUCUCUACUGGCUACCCUGGUGGCUUUACCAUCCCUCGGCCUUCUGUGGGUGGAGUCCACUGCCAGGAACCCCGGAGGCAGUUGGCAGGGGGGCCGUGUGUGGGGGGCCUACCACCGUAUGCCACCUUCCCCAGACAAUGCCCGCCUGGGCGACCCUACUCCCAUCAGGACAACAUCCCUUCUCUGGAGCCAGGCAGUCACUCCAAGGAUGGAGUUCACAGGGCUGCAUUGCUACCCCCUCACUUCCGCGUGGCUGAUUCCUAUAGCAACGGCUACAGAGAGCCCCCUGAGCCAGAUGGAUGGGCUGGAGGUCCCCGGGGCCUUCCUUCAACCCAGACCAAAUGCAAACAGCCAAACUGCAGCUUCUAUGGACACCCUGAGACAAACAACUUCUGCUCCUGCUGUUACAGGGAAGAACUAAGGAGAAGGGAACGUGAACCGGGUGGGGAGCUGCUGGUGCACAGGUUCUGAAUGGGGAAACCUCAGUGGCAAGGGGGCUAAACAAAGUUAAGCUCAACUAAUUGGCUUUUAAGACCCAGCCCCCACGUUGAUGGGGCAAAUGCAGUAAUGUUUGUGGGAGCCCGGCUAAAAACUUUUAAAUGUGUGUGUGCUCUGGAGAGCUGCCAGGCUGGCAAGAGCAGGUCAGGGCUGGAUGGUGCCUUGAGGGCUGUACUGGUCCUUUGCCGAUCUUGACCUGACGGGACUGAAAGGGUACAAGGGGGAAAGAUGGUAAUUCUGUGUCAUGACCCCUUGGGUCCAGCCCGGGACCUGAGGGGAAGUAGUAAGGGAAGAUUUGGUGUGUAGGGUGGGGAGAUGGGCAGAAGUCUGGGGGAGGAACAGGCAAAGGAGGUUCUCGGUCAAUAAAUGAAAAAAACAGACCAAAGUUUUUUUAGGUUGGAAAAAGCACAUGAUGGUAGAGUUGGGAGUGUGGAGGGAAACUGGGAAAUUAGAUUUGCUGUUGACAUGAACUGAGGUAAAAAUUUAGGGUUGGAUAAAUUCUUCCUCCCGAAGGAUCUGGAAAGACAAGGCAAUAAUGUGUGCUCAUGGGUGUUUAUUAGGAAGGAGGGGGAUUGCUUAAAUCAGUUUAGUGAGAUGGAAAAGGGAAGAACUUAAAAGGGGAAUCUUUUUUCCUCUUGAGUUUUAUUUCCUUCUAAAUAGCCAUCUGUCAUCCUUCUAGUUUGAGAGGAGAUUGCUGAUUGCCCCUAUCUUUUCCCAUCCUUUUUGAGGGCUGAGCUCAGCUAAGUUAAGAAGGUUGUGAUUUUUUUUUUUUUUUAAGACUAAUUUUAUUAAAAAAAAAAAAAAAAAAAGUUCCCUCUGGGGAAGGGAAGAGAGUGAUGAGAAGAGCAGCUGUGUGUAUUGAAUUUUCUCCACGUGAACUGGUGCAGAGGUGAUCUUUUUUUAACUGCUUAGCAAUAACCACACAUUGGGGUUUGAGUGCACCUUGGGAUGGGUGGAAGGAGGACAGACUUUUGGCCAGACUGUUUCAAACAAAACCAAAAACCUAAAUAGAGCACUACCAUCUUC
This is a messenger RNA of Phacochoerus africanus (Common warthog), 3982 nucleotides long. It is a transcript of the gene OTUD7B, whose product is annotated as OTU deubiquitinase 7B. Gene Ontology annotation, molecular function: cysteine-type deubiquitinase activity; K63-linked polyubiquitin modification-dependent protein binding; zinc ion binding. Lineage: Eukaryota; Metazoa; Chordata; Mammalia; Artiodactyla; Suidae. Bases 398 to 2929 code for a protein of 843 amino acids. The transcript has 12 exons. The record is from RefSeq and is a predicted model, not a curated record. Gene Ontology annotation, biological process: protein K63-linked deubiquitination; protein deubiquitination involved in ubiquitin-dependent protein catabolic process; protein K11-linked deubiquitination. Gene Ontology annotation, cellular component: nucleus; cytoplasm.